Molecule: messenger RNA, 378 nt
Organism: Chenopodium quinoa (quinoa)
Lineage: Eukaryota; Viridiplantae; Streptophyta; Magnoliopsida; Caryophyllales; Amaranthaceae
Product: protein PXR1-like
Exons: 3
Coding region: 1-378 (125 amino acids)
Source: RefSeq, a predicted model, not a curated record
AUGGAUAAGGCAUGGAAGAAAUUCGAGGAAAAAAGGUCACCAAAGACACCGACAGUUGAUUUGAGAUCAAAGGAAAAGGAAAAAGAUAAGAACAAAGAAGAGAGAAAUGAGCAGAAAAACAAGGAGAAAAAAAAUGAUCAAAACAUUGUGCAAAAUGAGGAGAAUAAAGACAAAAACUUGUUGACCCCCUCACCAGUAGUUGAUUUGGGAUCAAAAGAUGAAGAAGAAGAGAAGGACAAAAAAGAGAGAAACGAGGAGGGAAAAAAGGAGAAGAAAGAUGAUCAAAACUGUGUGCAAAAUGUGGAGAAGAAAGAGAAAAUGAAUGAGGAGACACCGAAACACCAAUUCCUCCAAAAAAGAAGCAACCUUUUGAUAUAA